UUUUGAAAUUCAAAUCCGCGCUAACAGUCUCUCUCUCUCUCUAUAUAUCUCUAGAGAAGGUCGUCGGAGAUGUUUUCCGUCAAGGAGAAUCCGAGGGGGAAGCCAGAGAAUGUGAAGAUUGAGAAUCUUUUCGUUCAGAUCUUUGAGAGGAAGAGGCGAAUCGUCGACCAGGUUAAGCAACAAGUAGAUCUCUACGACCACCAUUUAGCCUCCAAAUGCCUACUCGCCGGAGUAUCUCCUCCGUCGUGGCUUUGGUCUCCGUCUCUACCUUCCCAAACUUCCGAGUUGAAUAAGGGGGAGAUUAUAUCAGAACUUCUAUUUCCUUCUUCAAGACCUUCCAUCAUUUGUCCCUUUUCAUACCAACGGCCUGUCAGGUUUCUAGCUGACAAUGUAGUAAGACAAGACCUGACGUCUGUGGUAAAUAAUAACCCAAUAGAAGAGCAGUUGCUUGAAAAGGAACCACAACACGACCUCUCACACAACUUAGUCAGACAUGUUACGAAUCAUUCUCAUGAGCAGGAUGGUAAUAUUGCAUCUCCUAGAGAUGUCCAUGAGAAAGAGGGAUUGCCAGAAAGUGUCUCAAUCGAUUGCGGAGAGAAUCAAAGUUGUUCAUCUCCUGAACACUCUCAGAAUCAGACAGUUGAAACUAAUCUUGAUGCUACAUUUCCUGGAUGUAGCCAAGGGGAAAAGGUUCUCAAAAGUGUCUCAACUACUGGUUGUGAGCGGAAACCAUCUCCUCCCGGUUAUCGUCAAGAAGAAACUGAUCCAGACGCUUACCUUGACCCUGGAUUAUCACUUGCUAAGAUGCAGAGAUCAAGGUCACGUCAGAAAGCUUUGGAGCUUCGUAGUAGUGCCAAAGCGUCGAAAAGCCGUUCAAAAAGUAGAAGUGAUCUCAAAUCUUCUCAGGAUGGAAACAUAGGCUUUGGGAUUGCUUCUUUAAGGUCUGACAGUGUUAGUGAGAUAAAGUUAUUUAAGCAUGAUGAGAAUGAUGAAGAGUGUCGAGACGAAGUAGAGAACAGUAAUUCUCAAGAUAAAGGAGGGGAUCAGUGUAUUAAAACUUGUUUAACUAGAGAGUCUUUUACCUUGCAUCAGAAAGUGGAUUCGGUGAAAAAAUCUUCGAGCGAGGAUGCUUAUGCUUCUAGUGUAUCAGAAUCUCUACCCGAGUCUGGUCAUGUGAAUGACAUUGACAUAUUACAGUGCAAUGAGAAAGUUAAUGAAGUGUCUGCCGAAGUAGAUGAGCAAGUGGAUGAUCCCAAAAGCAGAACUUGCAAUGAAACAGCUUAUCUCGAUGGAAGUACUGACCAAAUGGAUGAUCCCAAAAGCAGAACUUGCAAUGAAACAGCUUAUCUCGAUGGAAGUACUGACCAAAUGGAUGAUCCCAAAAGCAGAACUUGCAAUGAAACAGCUUAUCUCGAUGGAAGUACUGACCAAAUGGAUGAUCCCAAAAGCAGAACUUGCAAUGAAACAGCUUAUCUCGAUGGAAGUACUGACCAAAUGGAUGAUCCCAAAAGCAGAACUUGCAAUGAAACAGCUUAUCUCGAUGGAAGUACUGACCAAAUGGAUGAUCCCAAAAGCAGAACUUGCAAUGAAACAGCUUAUCUCGAUGGAAGUACUGACCAAAUGGAUGAUCCCAAAAGCAGAACUUGCAAUGAAACAGCUUAUCUCGAUGGAAGUACUGACCAAAUGGAUGAUCCCAAAAGCAGAACUUGCAAUGAAACAGCUUAUCUCGAUGGAAGUACUGACCAAAUGGAUGAUCCCAAAAGCAGAACUUGCAAUGAAACAGCUUAUCUCGAUGGAAGUACUGACCAAAUGGAUGAUCCCAAAAGCAGAACUUGCAAUGAAACAGCUUAUCUCGAUGGAAGUACUGACCAAAUGGAUGAUCCCAAAAGCAGAACUUGCAAUGAAACAGCUUAUCUCGAUGGAAGUACUGACCAAAUGGAUGAUCCCAAAAGCAGAACUUGCAAUGAAACAGCUUAUCUCGAUGGAAGUACUGACCAAAUGGAUGAUCCCAAAAGCAGAACUUGCAAUGAAACAGCUUAUCUCGAUGGAAGUACUGACCAAAUGGAUGAUCCCAAAAGCAGAACUUGCAAUGAAACAGCUUAUCUCGAUGGAAGUACUGACCAAAUGGAUGAUCCCAAAAGCAGAACUUGCAAUGAAACAGCUUAUCUCGAUGGAAGUACAAGAUCUAAAAGCUCAAGUCAAGAUAGCGCCAAGGAGAAACAUCAAAAAUCAAGCAAGUCCUUUUCUGGUAACUUUCAGUCAAGAUAUUCGAGUCCCUCUCACUGUGCCGAUCAUGAAGUAGAAUUACCUCAAGCAAUACCUGUGGUUAAUGAACUUUCUAUGAUAACAGAUGCUGGAACGAGCAUCUUUCAGUCUGAAAUCAUUGCAAGAUCCAGAAGUAAUGCUCGAGAAGAUAGAUCGAAGACCGAGCAUUCAGGCUCUCUAUCUUCUGCAAUUGAUGUGGAGCCAAGAGAUUCAAUUUCAAUACUGCAAGGUAGCCAUGUAAAAGAUUCACUGGAUCCCUCUACUGUUGAUGUGGAAAGUUUAAUAGUUGAAAAUAUAACUAGCAAUGAUCAAUCAGAAGAAAAGGGUGAAUGUGUUGACAUGAACAGAUGUUCAAGUGCUGAAAGGGUAAGCCAAACUGGCAUCUCCCCAGAUGAGACCUUUUGUGCGGGUGCAAUCCAAGGUUCUAUGUCCAAGACCGAGCUUUUGGGCUUUUUUGAGUCCCCUUCAGUUGAAUUGCAGUCGGUAAACUCAGUAAUUCACUCAGACGAUGAAAGUGUAUCUUUGAAGCCCAUUGCUGUUAUUGGUGAAGGUUCAUUAGUGGAGGAAGAUAACAAUGGUGUAUCGAUUGAAAUUAGCAGUAUUUCAAAUUCUAGAAGUUCAAACCAAACUGAUAUCACGGUGGUUGAGCCAUUGCAGGUUGAGUCUAUUCUUCAGGAAAGCGGUACGCCCGAAAAAUUGAUUGACCAUUCUAAAAGAUGUGAUAUUAGUUGCGGGUCCAAAGAAGUGCAGCCACUGGGUUCAGUGACAAAUGCUGGGAGUAGCCAAUGCCAUGAAAGAAUUAGUAGGCCAAGAAGCUCAGCUACAGAAGAGAAUUCAGCAAAUGAAUAUAAGGCUUUUUCUGUUGGCUCUUAUCACAAAUCGGCUGACAAACUGGUUGAAGUUAGAGAAGGAAAUUCAUCGCUGAGAACCCCUAAUCGCCCUGCUUUUGUGAAGCCUGAAUCAACCCAUAUUGAUGAUAAUGAAAAACGCAAUUUCGAUGAGGUUCCAGUGAAUAGUCAAGAAAAAUCAAUGAUGGAGAAGGUCCCCACUCCAGCACCCGCUGCAAAGGUGUCUUAUGUCCCAUCCCUUACUGAUUUUGGAGUAAAUCUCUUGGCAGAUAGUGAAAUGGAUGACAUUGAGGAGCACAAUGGGUUAAAGAUAGAAAUGGUACAAGAAAUGGAAUCGCAUGCAAGCCACUCUGGCUUAAAAGUAGGAGAGGAUGAACCUGCAGAGUCAAAUACAUUUACUGGCCAUAUAGAUGCAUCGAGAAAGAGAGCUCAACAUGAAACAUCCUAUGAAAAAGGUGUUCCCCCAAUUACAGGAGAUGGAAAAUGUACAGAAACAGAAGAUUCUCAUGAUCCAGAGAGCUCGAUUCAGGAAUUUUUCUGCUCUAGUUCCUCCAUUGGGGGAUCCAUGCGGCAGAAUAAGCGGAGAAGAACCCUGGAAAAAACAACUAGUAGAGGGCUUUCGCCAAGCCCAGGGGGAGACAAUCUCGAGUUAGAUUCUGUUAGGGAAACAGUACAUCAUCGGGAGGAAGUUGCAUGUCACAACCUGGAUAACUAUGACGUUGAGUUACAGAAGAUGAUUGGAUCUGCAUCUUCAGAUCACUAUGGUGUUGAGUUACAAAAGAUGAUUGGAUAUGCAUCUUCAGCUGAGUUACGAUUUGAUGAGAGUUACUUAUUCAAGGAAGCUGGAUUGAUGAGUCCUGCCUCAUUUUCCUUCAGACCAGAACAGCUAAGUGUACAGAGGAGUCAAAUUGCUCCAGAUCACGGAGUUAGAUCAGAAAAUAUUCACUUUUUGCCAUUUGCUGGAAAAACCUCACAUGGAUUAGCUAGUUGCAUUGUUCGCGAUUCAGAUGGUUCUCCUUGUAUACCACCCUUGGGUUUGAUAAGCUCAGACGAUGGAAGCCCCCCUGUUUUGGAGGGAUUUUUAAUUCAAACGGAUGAUGAAAAUCAAAGCGGCUCCAAAAACCAGUUAAAUCAUGACAAUUUCCAACUUCCAAGAACUACAGCAGAAAGUGCAGCCAUGAUAGAGCAGAUUUGCAAGUCUGCUUGCAGGACCACUCCGUCAUUACAUCUGGCUAAGACAUUUAAGUACGAUGGAAAACUAGAGUUGGAUCAGUCCGUCUCAACUGAGCUGUUUGAUGGCAUGUUUUUCAGUCAGAAUCUCGAGGGUAGCUCUGUCUUUGAUAACUUAGGGAUUAACCAUGAUUAUACAGGAAGAUCGUACACUGACUCUCUGCCUCUUUCUGGUGCUGGCUCAUCUGCUGAGGCUAGGAAUCCUUGCACGUCACCGACUGAGAAGUUGUGGUAUAGAAGUUUGCAGAAGUCUUCCAGUUCAGAGAAACGAAGCAGUCAGACACCAGACCUACCUUGCAUUAGCGAAGAGAAUGAGAACGUAGAAGAGGAAGCUGAGAACUUAUGCACAAACACUCCAAAGUCUACGAGGUCAGAGAAGCAAAGAAGUUCAAUUCUGGAACUUCCUUGCAUAGCUGAAGAAAAUGAAAACAUGGAAGAGAUAUCUGAAGCUGUCAAUGAAGCAUCUGGUUCUGAAAGGGAGAAUGUCUCUGCCGAAAUGAAACCUCUUGGUGAUGUUAAUGAAGAAGACCCUAUGAAGUUUCUUCCACUUGUUUCUGAAGCCAAGAUUCUUGUUGAUCGACAGAGUCUAGACUCUGUCAAUACUGCAUUCAGCUUUUCCGCUAAGUGCAACAGUGUCAAAAGUAAAGUGGGAAAGCAGAGUAACCGAAGGUUCACGGGUAAAGGUAAAGAGAACCAAAGUGGAGCAGGUGCUAAAAGAAAUGUUAAACCACCUAGUAGCAGGAUUAGUAAGCCUAAGUUGUCUUGUAACUCGAGUUUGGCAACUGUAGGUCCCCGGUUACCAGAAAACGAACCUAGGCACAACAACAUUGUCUCCAACAUGACUUCGUUCGUUCCACUUGUGCAGCAGCAAAAACCAGCACCUGCACUAAUUACAGGCAAGAGGGAUGUCAAAGUAAAGGCCCUGGAGGCUGCUGAGGCUUCAAAACGGAUUGCUGAACAGAAAGAGAAGGAUCGUAAGCUGAAGAAGGAAGCUAUGAAGCUUGAAAGGGCUAGACAGGAACAGGAAAAUAUGAGAAAGCAGGAGAUAGAGAAGAAAAAGAAAGAAGAUGAUCGAAAGAAAAAGGAGGCGGAAAUGGCUUGGAAGCAAGAGAUGGAAAAGAAAAAGAAAGAAGAAGAGCGGAAGAGAAAGGAGUUUGAGAUGGCUGAUAGGAAAAGGCAGAGGGAAGUAGAAGACAAAAAGGUAAAGGAAGCUAAAAGACAACGCAUUGCAGAAAUUCAGAGACAACAAAGAGAGGCUGAUGAAAAACUACAAGCUGAAAAAGAAUUGAAAAGACAAGCUAUGGAUGCGAGGAUAAAAGCACAGAAAGAACUCAAAGAAGACCAAAAUAAUGCAGAGAAAACCCGAGGACAAGCGAAUACUAGGAUCCCUGAAGUGAGAUCAAAGAGUAAUUCCAGUGACAAGGUGAUAAGCAAUCCAGGGAAAAUGUCUGAAGAACCCUACUUGGGAAUUGAAGAAAUGGAAGAGUCGUACGACAUCUCUCCAUACAAAUGCUCAGACAACGAAGAGGAAGAGGAAGACGACAAUGACGCCAUGUCAAACAAAAAAUUCGUUCCUACUUGGGCCAGUAAGAGCAAUGUCAUGCUCGCUGUCAUUCCCCAACAAAACCUUGAUCCAAAAAUUACUUUCCCUGUAAAACGAAAAUGCGAUAUAAGCGAAGUUCUUUUGCCUCCAAGGUUCCAAUCAAGAUAGCAUAAACUACGAGAAGCCAAAGGUCAGAUUUACAGUGACAUUAAAACUUAGAACCACCACAAACAAAGUAAGUAUCAAUGUGUUUCAAGUUUCGUAUCUUUUGCUGGAAAUGAGGAACAUAAACAUUAGUAGCCUUGAAGCUUAAAAAUUAGUUUGUGAAUUCUCUAUCUCUCUUUACUUAUUGUAGCAAGGUAUCCUACUAUCAAAAUCGAAUCUCUUAAGGUUUCUUUUUUUGCUUUCUUAUGUAUGUGAUAGUGAAUGGGUAAUGUAAUAAUUAAUUUAGUCAUCCCUA
Molecule: messenger RNA, 6346 nt
Organism: Camelina sativa (false flax)
Lineage: Eukaryota; Viridiplantae; Streptophyta; Magnoliopsida; Brassicales; Brassicaceae
Source: RefSeq, a predicted model, not a curated record